AUAUAUAUUUAUAUACAUAUACAUCAUGUCGCUCACGCUGUGGAAUUCGAGAUUCUCUGUAACGCUGGUACGCCAGCAUGCUACGAUUUUAAUGUCAAGUACUACAAAAUCAAGUGCUGCAAAUAGCUCACACUACAUGAUCAAUAUUUUUCAACCACAACAACGACGAAAUCAAACAACAAUAAUGGACAAAAGUCGACGCACUUCGCAACAGUCUGGACGCAAUCAGGGCAAAGCUUUGCAGACCGGCCGCAACUCGCUCGAUAGCUCGACCAGCGACACCGGGGUAAAUGUGCCGCCCUUUAACCAUCCGCACUGCGAUCGGCAGGCCAUGUACCAACAGCCCGUGCGCAAGGUCAAACCACUACGAGGAAACUACGAUUACGAUCUGGUUGUUAUUGGAGGCGGCUCUGGUGGCCUGUCCUGUGCCAAGGAGGCUGUGGCACAUGGCGCACGCGUCGCCUGCCUGGACUUCGUGAAGCCAACUCCCCUGGGCACCAAGUGGGGCGUCGGCGGCACCUGUGUCAACGUCGGCUGCAUACCAAAGAAGCUCAUGCAUCAGGCAGCGCUCCUCGGCGAAGCUGUGCACGAGGCAGCCGCCUAUGGCUGGAAUGUCGACGACAAAAUCAAGCCCGAUUGGAACAAGCUCGUCACCGCGGUGCAGAAUCACAUCAAGUCCGUCAACUGGGUGACUCGCGUCGAUCUGCGCGACAAAAAAGUCGAGUACAUCAAUGGACUCGGCACCUUUGUGGACUCGCACACGAUUUCUGCCAAGCUGAAGAGCGGCGAGCGUACCAUUACAGCCCAGACCUUCGUGAUUGCCGUCGGCGGCCGUCCCCGUUAUCCGGAUAUACCUGGAGCGGUUGAGUAUGGCAUCACCAGCGAUGACCUGUUCAGCCUGGACCAUGAGCCUGGCAAGACCCUGGUCGUCGGCGCUGGCUAUAUUGGCUUGGAGUGCGCCGGCUUCCUCAAGGGACUCGGCUACGAGCCCACUGUGAUGGUGCGCUCGAUUGUGCUGCGCGGCUUCGAUCAGCAGAUGGCCAAUCUGGUGGCCGCCGCUAUGGAGGAGCGCGGCAUUCCAUUCUUGCGCAAAACAGUGCCGUUGUCUGUCGAGAAGCAGUCCGACGGCCGCUUGCUGGUCAAGUACGAGAACACGGAGACCGGCGAGGUGGAGAGCGACGUCUUCGACACAGUCCUGUGGGCCAUUGGCCGCAAGGGACUGGUCGAGGACCUGAAUCUGGACAAUGCCGGCGUAUUGACCCACAAGGACAAGAUCCAGGUGGACUGCGAGGAGACCACCAAUGUGCCGCACAUCUAUGCUGUCGGUGACAUUAUCUAUGGCAAGCCGGAGCUAACUCCCGUCGCCGUCCUAGCCGGCCGCCUGCUCGCCCGCCGCCUCUAUGCCGACUCUGAGCUGCGAAUGGACUACGCUGAUGUGGCCACCACUGUGUUCACUCCGCUGGAGUAUGCUUGCGUCGGCCUCAGCGAGGAGGAUGCCAUUAAGUUGUACGGCGCUGAGGAGAUCGAGGUGUUCCACGGCUACUACAAGCCCACGGAGUUCUUCAUACCGCAGAAGAGCGUGCGCUAUUGCUACGUGAAGGCUGUGGCCCAGCGCAGCGACGAGCAGCGCGUCUAUGGACUGCACUACUUGGGACCGGUGGCCGGUGAGGUCAUCCAGGGCUUUGCCGCCGCCCUCAAGUCAGGCCUGACCAUCCCCACGCUGAUGAACACCGUGGGCAUUCAUCCGACCACCGCGGAGGAGUUCACACGUCUGAGCAUCACCAAGCGCUCCGGUCUGGAUCCCACGCCCGCCAGCUGCUGCAGCUAAACGGAGGGCCUCGUUCCAUAAGAUUGUAUUUCUCCACCCACACCCCCCCACACGCCUGCACACCCACACUUGCACACGCCCACGUACACGUACACCCCGACAUAGCAAAGCACGCCCCAACACACACUCGCUUCUGGUUAGGCCGAGGAGAUGCCGUGAUAUGACCAACGAAUUUGAGAGUUGUUACUGCUUAGCGAUAAAGGUUCAAGUUUUAAUUUAGUUUCGAUAGUAGCAUGCACGCAUACAUGCACACACACGUACACACACAAGCACACACACACAUCACUCACAACACUCACAACACUCACACACACACACACAAUAGCUCAGCCGACUAUCAGGAAGGCGGGUAGGACUAGGGGCAGGACUUUCGGCUUCAGUAGAACUGAGCGCAGCAUCCGCCCCCUUUCUCCUGCCGCCGCAGCGGCCCCCGUGCGGUGUGCACUCAAAAUUACGAAAUUAUGUUAAAUGAAGAUGAUUAAAUAUUAAUAAAUAAAUCUGUAUUUUUACGGUACAAAAAUAUGAUCAAUAGAAGUUUUUUACCCACAUACAAGA
Molecule: messenger RNA, 2383 nt
Organism: Drosophila navojoa
Lineage: Eukaryota; Metazoa; Arthropoda; Insecta; Diptera; Drosophilidae
Gene: Trxr1
Product: Thioredoxin reductase 1
Biological process (GO): glutathione metabolic process; cell redox homeostasis; cellular response to oxidative stress
Cellular component (GO): cytosol; mitochondrion
Molecular function (GO): glutathione-disulfide reductase (NADPH) activity; thioredoxin-disulfide reductase (NADPH) activity; flavin adenine dinucleotide binding
Source: RefSeq, a predicted model, not a curated record